UGUUGGUCGCCUUCAGGAGGACGUGUCAAAACUACUCAGCCUUCCUUCAGGCAGACGACGUGAACUCUCUGGGCGGGCUUUGAGCAGAAGAAGAAGAAGAAGAAGGAGUAGAAGAAGGCACCCAACGAGAGGAACCCUUCGGUCUCGCUGAGCCAUUGAUUUGUUUGCCGAGCGACCAGAGGAUCCCGAGAGCCUUGUCAUUGUCAGGGCAGUGUCUUGUUGCUUUUUUCCGGAUGAGCCUCUGAGGUGAGAGAGACGUCCUCCAUCGCUCCAUCGCUCCAUCUAGGCAGGCAGCCUCCAUCUAGUAACAUCGCUGGUUUGAUUGCGGUUGAGCUCGGUGUACGGGCAGAAUGCGGGUGUUGCAAUGGCGCCGCGGUCGGAUCUACAAGGUGGGCUUGGCCUCGCUCACGAUCGUGCUGAUCCUCUUGGGUUUGCUCAAGCACUUUGGCCAUCCGGACAUGAGUGCCUCCAUCGGGCAGAACUUGCGCAGUCCCCACGCCCAAGAAUAUGGUGGGUGGGAGCGGCAAAUGGGAUUGGGUUUGGGGCGAAGGCCGCAUCAGUCCCAUCCCGAUGAAUUACCCGUGUUCUUGGGCGAAGGCCACUUGGGCAAUUUUGAACCGGCCGGGGGCCUGGUCAAGAGCACGGGUCCGGGUGAAAUGGGCCAAAGUCACCGGCUGACCGUGGAUCAAAAGGAUGAAGAGGAGAAGCUCAAGGGCGUGUAUGGCUUCAAUCAGUUGGUGUCGGAUGAGAUCUCGCUGAAUCGAACCGUGCCGGAAUUGCGCGAACCCGAGUGCCAAUUUUGGGAUUACCCGGCAGAUCUUCCCAAGGCCUCGGUGAUCUUGGUGUUCCACAACGAAGGCUGGAGCACGUUGUUGCGCACGGUCCAUUCUGUGCUCAAUCGAUCGCCGCCUCAGUUCUUGACCGAGGUCUUGUUGGUGGACGACAAAUCCGAAUUGGAACACCUCGGCCAGCCACUGGAGGAUCAGUUGCUCUUACCUUAUUAUAAAAAUCGGGUCCGGCUGAUUCGCAAUACCGAGCGGGAGGGCUUGAUCCGGAGUCGAAAUAACGGGGCGGUGGCGGCUCGCGGUGAAGUGGUGGUGUUUCUCGACGCUCAUUGCGAAGUCAACGUGAAUUGGUUACCCCCGUUAUUGGCUCCCAUUCACGCGGAUCGACGGACAUUGUCCGUGCCCAUUAUUGACGGCAUCCAAUGGAGCGACUUCAGUAUCAACCCCGUGUAUGCCCGGAAUAGCCAUUCCCGGGGCAUCUUUGAAUGGGGCAUGUUGUACAAAGAGAACACAGUCCCGGCCAAGGAAGAGAAUCGCCGGAGUCAUCAUAGCGAACCGUAUCGGGCGCCCACUCAUGCGGGGGGUCUCUUUGCCAUCGAUCGGGAAUGGUUUAAAGAGUUGGGCUGGUAUGAUCCGGGUUUGUGGGUUUGGGGCGGUGAGAAUUUUGAGCUCUCGUUUAAAGUGUGGAUGUGUGGCGGAAGCUCGGUUUGGGUUCCUUGUUCCAGAGUGGCUCAUGUCUACCGGGGUCACUCUUGCUCCUCGUGCCAUUCCGGUUCUUUGGCCAAUAAGUUCGGCGGCCAGCCCACUACUUUAAGAAACUAUAAACGUGUCAUCGAAACUUGGUUUGAUCCUGAAUACAAGGAGUACUUCUACACCCGAGAGCCCUUUGCACGCAUGGUCGACAUGGGAGAUAUUUCUGAACAGCUGGCACUGAAGAGGAAUUUGAAGUGCAAGAGCUUUGAUUGGUUCAUGAAAGAGGUGGCGUAUGACGUCUUUGAGAAAUAUCCUCCACUCCCACCAAACAAAUUGUGGGGAGAGUUGAAAAAUCUGGCCAAUAACUUUUGCCUUGACACACAUGGACGGCAUCCUCCUGAAAAGAUAGCGGCUUCCGGAUGUCAUGGAUUUGGUGGCAAUCAAUUAUUCCGCUAUAACACAGAGGGACAAAUCACCUCGGGCGAGUGGUGUGCCGAUGUCGAUAAUUCGGGCAGCCUCACCAUCCAAUGGUGCGUGGCCGGAGAUAAUUCCGGACCUUGGGAAUACCGGGCAGAUGAGCAACAGAUUUACCAUACGAAGAAGAACGUCUGUCUAGCCUUAGAGCCCGAAUCCGCUAAGCCCAUAACCCGACCUUGUGAUCACAAUAAUGCCUACCACAAGUGGGUGUGGCGAGAGAUAACGCCAUAUUGGGCCAAAAAUCCUUAACAAACCCCACCAUAGAUGGCCUUUCCAGCUCACAAAAAAAAGAAAGUUUCACUUUGUUAGGCCCUCCCCAUGUUCACAGUUUUACAUACAAUUUCCAUGAAGGCAGAAUGCAUUUAUUCGUCCCACUAACCCUUGAUUGAGUGAACGAGUUGCCAUUUGAUUCGUUCUGUUGUAUAAUAUGACUCAAAGCUGUGAUCUAUUGCUUAAAAAAUGAGAUAUGUCCUACUUCACAAAAAAAGGAAAACCAUUGUCACAUUCCAACGUUGCAACUUGAAAACAAGAUUUUGAUCAUGUCAUAUUGCCUCAGAACCACGACACCCAUGGCAAAGUUGUUAAGACAUCUGUUAUUAAAGAGAGAAAUCUUUCCCAAGG
Messenger RNA from Tigriopus californicus, 2576 nucleotides. It is a transcript of the gene Pgant7, whose product is annotated as N-acetylgalactosaminyltransferase 7-like. The record is from RefSeq and is a predicted model, not a curated record. Lineage: Eukaryota; Metazoa; Arthropoda; Copepoda; Harpacticoida; Harpacticidae. The coding region runs from base 351 to 2204 and encodes 617 amino acids. Gene Ontology annotation, cellular component: Golgi apparatus. The transcript has 5 exons.